AUUUUGUAAACUAAAUGAAAUAAUAAGCUGCGUACUUCCUCCUUCAUUUUCCGCUUUCUUUUUCAAAGAAAUGAAAAAAAAAUAUUCUUUCUAAAGAGAAACUCGUAGAGAAAAGGACAGAUUUCAUUCUCGUUGCGAAAGAAAAAAAGCAAAGAUCAUCCCUUUUUACUGUGAAAAGAAAGUUUGAAGAAAGAAUGCGGCCACAUUCGGUGUCGAGCGCGGCAGCCAAGCAAGCGGAGCUAUUGAGGAUAGUUGGGAACAAUUGUUUCAAGCACGGUCAUUUGGGGGCUGCCAUCGAUGCUUAUACUGAGGCGAUUACUUUAUGCCCUGAUGUUGCUGUAUAUUGGACGAACCGCGCUCUUUGCCAUCGCAGGAAGAAGUAUUGAUUGGCUGAAAGUAGAAAAGGACUGCCGGAGGGCUAUUCAGCUUGAUAACAGUUCUGUCAAGGCACACUGCACGUUGGGACUUGCCUUGCUUCAGAAGCAAGAAUUAGACGAAGGGGUCAAUGAACUACAAAAGGCAUUGGAUCUUGGAAGCGGAGCAAAUCCAAAGGGUUAUAUGAUAGAUGAGAUUUGGCAAGAGCUUGCAAAAGCGAAGUACCUGCAAUGGGAGCAUGCAUCUUCCAAGCGUUCAUGGGAAUUGCAAAGUUUGAAGGAGGCUUGUGAAACUGCACUUAAAGAGAAACAUUUUCUUGAUGAUUCUCAUCCAGGAAGUUUUUCAGAUGAAGCUAUUAUUUCCCAUAUGAAGCAACUGGAGGUCCUGAGUCGAGUGUUUAAGGAAGCUGGUGAAGCUGACAUCCCUGGUGAGGUGCCGGAUUACUUGUGUUGUAAAAUCACACUUGAUAUUCUCUGUGAUCCUGUCAUUACUCCAAGUGGAGUUUCAUAUGAAAGAACAGUGAUCUUUCAUCAUCUUCAGAAGGUCGGUAAGUUCGAUCCAGUUACACGUGAACCGCUCGAUCACUCCCAGCUUGUACCUAACUUAGCGAUAAAGGAAGCAGUCCAGGCAUAUUUAGAUGGACAUGGUUGGGCAUACAACACAAACUAAAGGUUUUGAAAACUUGUAUGUUUUGCUGGACAUUCAAUGACUUAGCAGAGCAAUGAAGAGCAUGAAGUCAUCGGUUGGUGUCUGCCUUUUUGUUUGGCGUACUUUUGUCAUGUUGGGCAUAGUUCAUUUUUUUGGAUGCUUCAGUGUGUAAGGCCAUCCCACCAUGCCAUUUACCACUGCAUGUCAAUGGUCAGGGCCUUGUGAUCCAUUGAAAUUGUACAGUUAAUUCUCACAACAAUUAACUGUUAACAGAUACCAUGUAUGGGUUCUAUUCAAUGGCAUUAGAAAGAAACUUACAUAUUUUACAUUGCUCCUGAGAGGCUUGUUGGCUCUUUGUUAGGAAUAUUGGAAGGCUGCCAUGCUAUAAUUUGUGUUAGGUAGAGCUUGACAUGUGGGUAUAUAUAUGGAGUAUUUUAUAUAAAGUUAUGGAAGGCGGCCAAGUCGGUUGUCUUCAAAGUUAAAAUGAUAUUGAGUUCGGCCGUGGGCAUCCAUUCUGAUU
Molecule: messenger RNA, 1543 nt
Organism: Gossypium arboreum
Lineage: Eukaryota; Viridiplantae; Streptophyta; Magnoliopsida; Malvales; Malvaceae
Product: E3 ubiquitin-protein ligase CHIP-like
Exons: 8
Coding region: 298-1044 (248 amino acids)
Biological process (GO): cellular response to misfolded protein; protein quality control for misfolded or incompletely synthesized proteins; positive regulation of proteolysis
Cellular component (GO): cytoplasm
Molecular function (GO): protein-folding chaperone binding; ubiquitin protein ligase activity
Source: RefSeq, a predicted model, not a curated record